Molecule: messenger RNA, 1058 nt
Organism: Hylaeus volcanicus
Lineage: Eukaryota; Metazoa; Arthropoda; Insecta; Hymenoptera; Colletidae
Exons: 8
Coding region: 295-936 (213 amino acids)
Source: RefSeq, a predicted model, not a curated record
AUAUACAUUGUCAUUGAUUACAUAAUUCAUUAUUGUAAUUGCUAAAAACCGUGUACAUUUUAAAAAUAAUAUUACGCCCCAACACGAUAUAUCGAUCGAUCGUCAAGAUAUUUCAAUUCGAGAAUCGAUACGAUAAAAAGUUUAUUUCAAAUUAAAACCGCCGCGCCGCAUUCAGACAUCCCAACUGUUCAUUUUAGUUGUUCAUCACGAUCUUCGAUUUUUAUUAUUAAAAUGAUAUUUAUAACAAAUUUAAGUGUUUCUAGUUGAAAUCUAACGGCGACAAAAUCUUUCGUUAUGUGGUUUGUACUGUUGACUGUUUACAUCUUUGAAAUAUUGUGUAUCUUUGUAUUCGUAGUGUAUUGCGUAGUCGCGUUCCUUCUAGUAAUGGUAAGAAUAUUUUUCAUUCGUUGCAAUUGCGUAUACUUUGAACUAAUUAAUAAUAUUAUCGAUAAUACGACGAAGUAUCAAACUCGGACGGAGGAAUUAAGAAAAUGCGUCGUGUUUCAAAACGAAAACUUAGAAACGGAAUUCCCAGUCGAGGGUCACGAGAGUGUGGACGAUAAAUUGGAAGUGUUAACGGAAAAACUUACGGAGAAGGAACGUACGUUACAGCGAUCGCAUUGCGAAAUAAAAAAUGCGGAAAGGGUUCUGACCGAUUUGGAGAAGAAAACGUCGACUUGUCGAGACCGAUAUAGAUCGUUGAUGACCGAGUUGAAGAAGGAUGUUCAAAAAACGGAGGAAGAGGUGAAAAUGUUACAAAAUCAAAUUUCGAGUUUGUCUGUUCGACGAGAGGUCCUUAGGAACGAAGCAAUAAAGCAACAAGAGGAGUAUCAGAAAAUGCUGAACAAUUUUACCAAGGAGCUAGAAAACAAAAAUGCAUUGUUUUCUUCGAGCAGCGAAAAGUCAAGACAUCCUCGUUGUUGUUUUUCGUAUUAAAAGGCAAAAGAUUGGACGUUGUUCUAUCGAGGGUUGAGAUGGAUUGAACGAUCCAGGAGAUACUCGAUAUUUUCGAUCGAAUCGUAACUUUAUUAAAUAUUCAUAAUAUAUGUACAUACGAA